UUCUGAAAAAAUUCACAGAGCUCUAUGAAAACAAAAUAAGCAAUUUUUAUUUCUUGAUAUUUUUUGGUAAAGUUGAUAGAAUUCAAGUAAAAAAUUAUUGAAACCAAUAUUCUUGUUAUUAUACCGUCAAAGAUACGGUCGGAAUUCGCUUUUGACAAAAAGAGCGAUUUUCCUAGAAGAAGUGCAUCGCUACAUACGUAUCGUAUCAUUCUUUUGUCGACGAAUGGCUACGCAUUCUCGCACGUCCGAUAGAAAAAACAACCUUGAAAACGCUUAAUCCGUCGGCUCUUAUUAUUUACCUCACUAUUUACGGAGUGUGUUUUUGACGAUAAACCCUAAUAAAUUUUAAAAAUCCGGCCUUCUUUCUUGGGAGAACCGUUUUGUCCUAGGAGAGAGAGAGAGGAGUAAAAUUUUGAGGGUAUAUAUGCGAGGAGAAAACUCCGGUUUCGCAUUUUCCACUGUCAGUUUUCCGUCGUGAGACACGUUACAAUGUCGCGAGUGGGUACAUUAGUGCACGAGUUCAUCGUUACGGCUUCAAACGCCGACGCGAAUAUUGAUAGCGUUCGAUAUUUGACGCGUAUUUCCGCCGAUGACGCGGAAAAUUAUAUUUUAUUUUAUUCUUUCACAUGCGCUUGUAGCAGCACGCUGCUAGCGCUUUGUGCAAGUGCGAGAAAUUUUGGGGUGAUCCGAAAUUAAUGAAUAUAAUCAGAGAAAUUCUGAUGUUUCGACGAGAUUUUGAGGAGAACAUCGAGAACGUGUGGGGUAUUAUCGCCGACGCGAUAUCCUACAACGGAUAAGUUAAAUCAUAUCAAUUUUAUACCAAAAACUAAAACUUUGUAAUUUACGCGAAUUUUUAAGACAAUUAUUGUUUUUAUCGUUUCAUAAGUCCGACUUUCGUAGCCGACGGUACCAGUGAUGGAGAAGCGCUUGAGCUUCUUCCACGGGGUCGUAAACGCCUCGCGGAGGAACCGCCUUACCCGAAUCAGGCGAACGAGACGUCGUCGUCGUUGCUGAACCCAUACAAAACAGCGAAAAUGAUACCGGUGCUAGUGAAACGGUAGCCGUCGCCGCUGCCGGCACGGACGACACCGUCGGCGACGACAAUGACGUCGACGACGAGGAUGACGACAACACCGACGACAACGAUAGCGUCGACAGCGACGACGGUGAUAGAGCCGACAGUGACGACGACGACGACGGCGAUGAUGGCAACGUCGCCGUUGCCAAUGACGCCGACAACGAUGUCAAUGUCGACGAAGACAGGGGCGAGGAAAGUAACGAGGGAGAGGAACGCGACGAUGACAAUGUCGGGGGUAAUGCUGAAAAUGUUUGCCGCUAUCGAGAGCCGCUUUCUUCGGCAAUAUCAGAACCGAGUUACUUGCCGGUUAGCCACCAUUCCGACGAAGGGGAAAAUUGUAUGCCGCAUAUUCCCGACGCGGAAAGAGAAGAGGAAUGGGAAAGAAUACUGUAGGAGUGUAACGCGGAAAUUCCCCCGGAAUUACGAAUUUUUUCUGAUUCCCCGUUAUGGGAUUCUAGUCAGGAAUUAUCGUAUUUCAAUUUAACGCCGGAAGAGUAAAUUCGAACUACAACAAGGAGGCACACGUGGAAGCGUUCUCUCCUCCGAAAUGGAACCGGCGCGAGAGGAGCUUAUGGAGGAAGAAGGAGACGAAGAAAAAGAAGAAGUUCCUCACGAGCGCGGUAAUGUUAAAUUUAAUUAUAUCGAAAUACGGGGAGAAAACGCGCGGCGGUUUAGGAAUUUUCGUAUAUUACGAAAGGCGCGUAUAAAGAUUCUCCCACCCGCCAAAGGCACCGACAUCGCUAAUCAUUUAGAAAAUGCGUUCCGCGAAAUCUAUUCUUACGCCGUUAAUUCCGCUAACGCGAGCGAUUACGUAGGGCUGUCUUUCACCUCGAUGGCUUUAACACGCGGGCCGGCCGGCUUGUCGUUUCGCCUAGUGCGAGACUUGACUUACGAGGAUGUCUGGGGCCUCGUAAGCUCGGUAGCGCAAAGCGCCGAGAGUCACGAUAUUGCGGAACGUUUUUUAAUAACGGUGUACAAUGUCGGGAUGCCUUUGGGGCGAGGGGGAAAAUCGAAUAAAUUAACGCGUGAAAAUAUGGUAAAACGCUCGAUUUUAAAUAUAAGUAAUCGGGAUAAUAUGUGUCUCCCGCGUUCCCUCGUCGUGGCUCGCGUUUAUUGCAAACACAGUAUAGUACGCACUGGCGAACUACAUAAAAAAUGUGAAAAUAUAAGACAUCCAUAUUCCGCGUUGCAAAGAUGUUUGGCGGAAGAAUUAACAAGAAACGCCGGUAUAGUUAUACCUGAGGAAGGAUGCGGCAUCCCGGAGAUCGAGCGUUUUCAGCAGCUUCUCUCACUAGAAAAUAUCGUGAUUGUCGUUUAUAAUUUCAGGAGUUUCGGACGCGGAGUUCCUCCGUUGUAUGACAGACACUCGACGCUCGCCUCUCGUUCUCGUAUAGCCAAGUAUACACUAAACAUAAUGUAUUACGAGCGCUCGCGGCAUUAUAAACGUAUUUUAAAUUUAAAAGCCGCCUCGGCUAGUAUAUAUUAUUGCGUUCCCUGUAACAAAGGUUACCGUCAUGAAACGGGUCAUCGGUGCUCAAAUACGUGUCCGCGAUACCUCGGCGCGCCGCCAUGCGAGAAGCUAGACGCACGAUUAAUCGGCUGCGACGCGUGUAACCGCGUGUUUUACGGCGAGAGCUGUUUCGAACGUCAUCGCGCGCCGAAAUCUUACGCCGGCAGGUCGUAGGUCGAGAUCGAUGAUAACGACGAUAAGGACGAUGCGAGAACAAAUCGGAAGGGCCGCGCCGCAUUUAUAUUUUACGACUUCGAGACGCGGCAAAACGAAAUGCUCGAAGGGUGCGCGAACGUUAAAACCCACGUAGUUACUCUCUGCGUCGCGCAGCAAACGUGCGAAUCUUGUCUGGGAGAGGACGAUAUGGCGUCGCGAUGUCGUUGGUGCGGGGUGCGCGAAUUUGUAUUUCGCGAUGAUCCGGUAAAACAAUUCGUCGAUUUUGCAACGAGAACGACGAAGCGUUUCUCGUGCUUCAUCUGUAUUGCGCACAAUGCGGGGGAGUUCGACUCGCAGUUCAUCCUGCGCUACCUGGUUGAGAGCGGUAGGACGGACGAACCGAAAUUAAUAUUAAACAUAACAAAAAUUGUAUUACUAACCGUGAGACGGACAAAAUUUCUCGAUAGCGUUAAUUACAUGCCUAUGCAGCUGUUGGCGUUACCGAAAGCUUUCGGGCUGAAGGAUUCCGUCGCCAAAGGUGUAUUUCCGCAUUUAUUCAAUACGAUUAAAAAUCAAAAUUAUGUCGGGCCGCUACCGAUAUUGAUUAUUAUUCUCCGGAUACAAUGAAAUCGGACGAACGCGAGCAAUUUUUAACGUGGCACGCGGAAAUGUCGGGCAAAAACGCGAUGUUUAAUUUUCAACAGGAGAUAGUGCGCUAUUGCCGGAACGACGUAGAUAUCCUUCGACGAGCGUGUCUGGCCUAUCGAUAAAUUUUCCUAGACAGUAGAAAUGUGUGUCCGUUCGAAGAAUGCACAACUAUCGCUUCCACGUGUAUGAAAGUUUUUCGCAAAAACUUUUUGCGCGAGAAGGAGAUUGGGAUAAUCCCGCUCGGCGGUUAUAGAGGUGUCAACGCGCAAUCGCGUAAAGCGCUGCAAUGGUUAUUACUGAAGGAGCGUGAGCUCGGACGCGCGAUAAUUCACGCGGCGAGAGGUCGGGAACAGCGUUUAUUGGAAGGCCCGCUCGUCAACGGAUAUUAUGAGACGGAGAAUCUCCGGCAGCGUCACGUGCUGCAAUUUCAUGGCUGUUUUUGGCACGGAUGUCCCAAGUGUUUCCGCGUGAACCGCAACAGACCGCUCUCAACCGUGUCCUGCGAGGAUACAAUCGAAGCACGUUACGAGCGCACACUCGCGAUGACGUGUCGUUUUAAAAAACGGGGGUAUGUCGUUACGGAAAAGUGGGAGUGUAUCUUCGAUCGGGAGCUACGCGAAAAUCGUGAGAUACGCGAAUUUAUUGAGAAACAAUCCCUUCGAACCUCGCGAGGCGUCCUACGGCGGGCGUAAAAUAUCGUCACGCGGUAUGAAGUUACAGGUACAGAGAAGAUACGUAUGUUUUUUGACGUAUGUUCUUUGUACCCGUAUGUGCUGAAGACGGGAGCUUUUCCGCUGUCAUCCGGACAUUUACGUGGGUGAGGAGCGUUGCGCCUUGAUCGGAGCAGGCCCCGAUUUUAACUUUGACGCCGUAGAAGGCCUCAUACGUUGCAGGGUGCUCGCGCCGCGUGAUCUCUUCCAUCCAAUACUCCCUUAUCGUGUUAAUGGAAAAUUGCUAUUCGCGCUUUGUCGCAGCUGCUGCAAGACAUUUUCUCAGACCGCGUGUACGCACGAUGACCCUGUCGAUCGCGAAUUUGAAGGCGCGUGGGUGUCUUGCGAGUUACGCAAAGCUAUUGAAAAAAGUUAUCGCGUCACGAGUGUGAGCGAAAUAUGGAGCUACAAAAUUACGCGAUACGAUCCGGUUACGCGAUGGGGAGGAUUGUUCGCCGAGUAUAUCAACUGUUUUCUGCAGUUGAAACAAGAGGCCAGCGGAUGGCCAAACGAAUGCGCGAAUGACGAAGGCGGCAAGGAACGGUAUCUGCGCGAAUACGAGAAAAUCGAGGGUAUUGUUCUCAAUAGGUCGAAUAUCUCCCCGAAUCCAGGCUUGCGCUCGGUCGCGAAGCUCUGUCUCAACUCUUUCUGGGGUAAAUUCGGCCAACAGUCCAGUACCGAGAUCGUUAGAACGUGGGAGAGUUUUACGGCUCUGCUCACGAGCUCGGAGCACGAAAUAACAGAUGUAUUGCCCGUAAACGACGAAGUGAUAUAUGUUUCAUGGAGAAGCCGUCACACCUUCUCCGCUGACCAGCGUCGCGAUAGCCGCUUACACCACGGCGUUAGCCCGAUUAAAGCUAUGUUCGUAUUUAGAAAAGUUAGAUCGUCGCGUGUUAUAUUACGAUACCGAUUCGUGUAUAUAUUUCAGCACCAAUGAUCCCGACGAGUACAAGCCGCGUACGGGAAAUUUUUUGGGCGACAUGACGGACGAACUCGAGAGUCACGGCCCCAGUAGCUACCAGUACAUCGAGACGUUCGUAUUCGCUGGCCCGAAAUUUUACGUUUACGUCGUUUGCACGAGUAAAGGACGCGCGCGAGAAAUUUGCAAAGUGAAGGGAGUAACCCUGAAUUUUGAAAAUUCUCGCGUGCUUUUAGUUCCAUUAAGUCAUUGUUAUUAGCCGACGAAAAGUUAAAGAGGGGGGAAGAGACGGGCGAGGAUAAAACCGUGAUAAAACUGCGAUUUAGCGCGAUUCGGCGUACCGUAUUUCACGACAUCGUCACAAGAGACGAGACAAAGUCCUGCAUACCUGUAUUACUAAAACGUAUUUUUAACGACAACGGAUACUCCGCACCGUACGGUUACGUUUCCAGCGAAUAGCGAUAUAUAUCGUACCUUUGUUUUACUUAUUUGCAGCGUAAGAUUUUAAAAUUAUUCCUAGGAUAAGAACAGUGUAAAAACUGCGAAAUAUACGGAAUAUACACACCUGUUUACUCCUCCUGUAAAAAGAUAAAUGUAAAUUUUACGCGCUAUACUUUAAAAAUAAGGUAAUAUAUUUUUAUAUGCAACGAAGACGAAUGUAAAAAAUAAAAACUUUUUAAAAUCGA
This is a messenger RNA of Odontomachus brunneus, 5707 nucleotides long. RefSeq lists its product as uncharacterized. The transcript has 4 exons. The record is from RefSeq and is a predicted model, not a curated record. NCBI's taxonomy places the organism in Eukaryota, Metazoa, Arthropoda, Insecta, Hymenoptera, Formicidae. Bases 1626 to 2762 code for a protein of 378 amino acids.